AAUAUCCUCUUGUCAUGGAAAAUGGUACCUUCAGCUGGGGCCCUGAUGAAAGCCCAGUAUUAAGAAGCAUUAAUCUGCAAAUCAAACAGAGUUCAUUGGUAGCUGUUGUUGGAACUGUUGGUUCAGGAAAGAGUUCACUGGUUUCAGCGUUUCUUGGUGAAAUGGACAAAAUUACUGGCAGGGUUAACACCAAGGGUUCAAUUGCUUAUGUACCACAGCAGGCAUGGAUACAGAAUGCUACUUUGAAGGACAACAUUCUGUUUGGUAAAUCCUUAGAGCAGUCUUCAUACCUUCGAAUAGUAGAUGCAUGUGCGCUUAAACCUGAUCUUCAGAUGCUACCGGGUGGUGAUCAGACAGAAAUUGGAGAAAAGGGUAUAAAUUUGAGUGGUGGUCAGAAACAGAGAGUCAGUUUGGCUAGAGCAGUUUAUAGCAAUGCUGAUAUAUAUUUUCUAGAUGAUCCUCUCAGUGCUGUUGAUAGUCAUGUUGGAAAGCACAUCUUUGAAAAUGUUAUUGGACCAACAGGAUUACUGAAAAAGAAGACACGAGUGCUGGUGACACACAGUAUAACAUUCCUGCCAGAGGUAGACCUCAUUGUAGUUCUUAAAGAUGGUGAAGUUACUGAAAUUGGUGCUUAUAAGGAGUUGCUUGAAAAGAAGGGUGCAUUUGCAGAGUUCCUUGUGCAGCAUCUUCAGGAGGCUGCCACAGAUGAAGGCGAUGGAGAGCUUGAAGAGAUCAAACAACAGUUGGAGACGACAAUUGGUGCUGAAGAACUAUCACAAAAAUUGAAGCGAGCAAGGUCACGAGUUUCAGAAAGUCACAGUGAUAGUGGCUCAAUUGGUGAUAAAAAUUCACUUUCAGUGUCAGGAUCAGUAUACAGGCAAAACUCAAUAGAGAGUAGCACUGAGAAGAGUAAUAGCCUUAAAAGAGCCAAUAGUGUUGAGAAGAAUAAUGUACUUGUUAAAUCAGUGCAGCCUGGGGAGAAGCUUAUAGAAAUUGAGAAAGCAGAAACAGGAAGUGUGAAAUGGGCAGUUUACUCACAUUACCUGAAAUCUGUGGGCAUAUUUCUCUCAUUAGCCACAAUAUUAUUUAACUUUGUAUUUCAAGCAUUUUCAAUCGGUACUAACAUCUGGCUAUCUGUCUGGUCAAAUGAUGCUGAUUAUGUUGCUAACACUUCAGAUACAGCGAAGAGGGAUCUCUACUUAGGCGUAUACGGAGCACUGGGUUUUGGGCAAGCUCUUGUCUCCUACUUAACUGAUCUGCUGCCACUGCUGGGCUUAUGGCAUGCAGCCAGAACAAUGCAUGCAGCGAUGUUGUACGGGGUUAUGCGUGCACCGCUCAUGUUCUUUGAUACAACACCCAUUGGUCGAAUAAUGAGCCGCUUCUCAAAAGAUGUUGAUGUCUUGGACACUACGAUGCCCCAGCUGAUUUCUGAUUGUCUCUAUUGCUUGUUUGAG
Schistocerca cancellata (South American locust) is the source of this 1454-nucleotide messenger RNA. Its product is annotated as ATP-binding cassette sub-family C member 2-like. NCBI's taxonomy places the organism in Eukaryota, Metazoa, Arthropoda, Insecta, Orthoptera, Acrididae. Gene Ontology annotation, biological process: transmembrane transport. The annotation marks the transcript as partial. Gene Ontology annotation, cellular component: membrane. Gene Ontology annotation, molecular function: ABC-type transporter activity; ATP hydrolysis activity; ATP binding. The transcript has 8 exons. The record is from RefSeq and is a predicted model, not a curated record.